AUGGUGAAAUUGGCAUGGACAAUUCUCAACAGCAAGGAUGAGCUUUGGGUUAAGGUGAUGCAGGGGAAGUACUUUCAUCAUCGUGAAGGGAGAAUCACUGGAAUGAAGAAAAGUUUCCAUUCCAGCCUUUGGAGAGGCAUUCUCAAAGCCUACCCUCUGAUGCAAAAAGCUACUGUCUGGAGUAUUAGGGAUGGGCAAACAACUGAGUUUUGGAACCACCCCUGGAUUGAUCAUGACACAAUACUGGAGGAACACUGCCUCAGAACCCUGACUGAUGAUGAGAAACUUACCUCAGUUGCUGAUAUGGUGAAUGAACAAGGUGAGUGGGAUUGGACAAAGCUUAACUCUCUCCUCCCUAAUGUUUGGUUGUCUCGCAUUGCAGGGAUGGAAACUCCAAAACAUGGAUUGGGGGAGGACACCACUAUCUGGGGACUUGAACAAGAUGGACGAUUCAGGCUGAAGUCGGCCUACCUGCUUGCUGCGAACGAGAUUGACAUGAUGGAUGAUCAGGGCUGGAAGGAGCUGUGGAAGUGGAGUGGACCAAGCAGAGUGAAACACUUCCUCUGGCUGGUCAUGCACAACAGGCUUCUCACCAACCACGAAAGAACGAUUAGAAAACUUACAAAUGAUGGCAGCUGCAAGGCCUGCAACGAUGGUUUGGAACCAAUUAAGCACAUCCUGAGGAAUUGCAAAAAAACAGAGGGAGUCAGACAUUUCUUCAGAAUCGGACAAUAUGUCCAUGAUACAAGAAAUUUCAAACAAUGGAUGAUGGAGAACCUGAAUGAUGCUGAGAAAGGAUUUGAAUUUGGUAUCAUGUGUUGGAUGAUUUGGAAGCAAAGAAAUGAGGAGACUUUGGAUGGGAAAAAGUUCUCCGAAACAGGGCUCAUUAGCAAGAUUGUCUCCUGGAUUCGAGUGUACCAGCAAGCAAAGAUUAACGAGGAGAGGAGCAUUCUAUCACCAAGGAAUCAGCUCAUCUCCACCCCCAUUACUUGGAGGCCACCAAGGGAGAACUGGGUCCAAAUCCAAACUGACGGAUCUGUUCUUCAAAGUUCAGGGAAGGCGGUGGCGGGAGGGCUCAUUCGUGAUCAUCUUGGCAGGUGUCUUGACGCUUUCAUCUGUAACUUAGGGAAUUGCACGAUCACCAUAGCCAAACUUAAAGGCGCUGAAAUUGGACUACAAAGAGCGUGGGACAAAGGGCACCGAAAGGUUGAGCUCAACCUCGACUCUAUGACGACGAUCAGUAUCAUGAAGAACAACAAAGACACGGAUCAUCGUUAUGGACUCAUUGCUGCACGUAUUGGAACUCUGCUGGAUUUUGAAUGGGAUGUCAAGUUUUUGUAA
Messenger RNA from Linum tenue, 1341 nucleotides. Lineage: Eukaryota; Viridiplantae; Streptophyta; Magnoliopsida; Malpighiales; Linaceae. The record is from the annotation of a GenBank genome assembly.